UCUCUUCACUUCAGCGGGCUUGAAGCCAGCGAUUGGUGGGAGGGGACCUACAUCCCGAGCUGCGAUAGGCCGACAGCAUUCAGGGAGGUGUUAGACGAGUGCUCGCUGACAUAUUAUUAGCAGUGCGGGAGAGGAAAGUGCGUUUUCAGAGUUAAAAUAAAUAAAAAUGUCCAUGACUUCUAACUUCGCCGACUGUCUCCGGGACUGGGAAGAUCUGGAGAAAGACUAUCAGCACAUCCAGGAGACUCAGCGUCUGUACAGAGAGAAGCUGGAUGAGGUGGCCCGGCUUCAGACCAGCUGCUCCGGGGCCAUCUCGAGACAGAAGAAGCAGCUCCGCCAGCUCUCACAAGCGCUCCGCACAUACAAGGAUUCGGCCAGUGGAGCAGAGGUCUGCGCCAUCGACGAGAUACAAGCCCAAAUAAAUAACCGACCGAACACCUUCUUCGAAAUGGAGGCCUUCCUACCGAAGAAAAAUGGGUUGUACCUCCGUCUGGUUUUGGGGAAUGUGAAUGUGACUCUACUCAGCAAACAGGCUAAGUUUGCCUACAAGGAUGAGUACGAGAAGUUUAAACUCUGCCUCACCAUCAUCAUCCUGGUGUUCUCCUUCUCACUGCGUUUCCUCAUGAGCACCAGAGCGCUCGAUGCUGCCUUCAGCUUCCUGCUGGUGUGGUAUUACUGCACCCUCACUGUGAGAGAGAGCAUCCUCAUCAGCAAUGGGUCCAGGAUCAAGGGCUGGUGGGUGGUCCAUCAUUAUGUUUCUGCUUUCCUGUCGGGAGUCAUGCUGACCUGGCCCAACGGGACAUUUUACCAGCAGUUCAGGAAUCCCUACCUUGCCUAUUGCUUAUACCAAAGUUUUGUGCAGUUCCUGCAGUACUACUAUCAGAGUGGCUGUCUGUACAGACUGAGAGCUCUGGGGCAGAGGCACAACAUGGACCUGACUGUGGAGGGGUUCCAGUCGUGGAUGUGGAGAGGCCUCACCUUCCUGCUGCCGUUCCUCUUCUUUGGCCACUUUUGGCAGCUCUAUAAUGGACUACUUCUGUUUCAACUGACUCGGCACCCAGACUGUAAGGAAUGGCAGGUCCUCAUGUGCGGCCUCUCCUUUAUGGUCCUCUUCCUGGGGAACUUCUGCACCACGCUGGCGGUCGUCAAACAGAAGUUCCAGAGCAAGAAGAAAUGAGAGAGGGGCAGCAAAGACCAUUCAGACUUUAUUGACUGAUUCAGCAGAGGCUAUGUCUACUUCUCAGACUACAUGACUGAUUAUAUGUAACAGAUUGAAUGCAAUGCACACUGCUCUGUGCACCUUUGAUAUGUAUAUGGUUUGGAUAUGUUGACUAAUGACUCUUGUUUUAGAUAAUUAAUGUGAUCUCACUACUUUCUCAAUUGCACUGUUUGGAAAUCAGCAUUGAACAUCAUUCAAAUUCUUAAAAACAAAAAACCCCAUGGACAUCACCUCAUCCAGUUUAAUGUCCUGAGUGAAACUAAUGGUUUCAGCCCUGCAAGUGCUGUCCUGAGUUACUAAAUUAUUAUUACCACUGCCUCCCCGAAUUAAAAGAGCAGUACCAAGUCACGACUACCUGAAGUGAAUCUCUUAUGUAAAGAGGUCUAAGAGCAACAACUCCAGUUAAGCAGUCACAGGCUAUGGUAUAUUGUAGGGGAGUUGAUUCUGUGAUGUUGCUCAUGUUCUGAUAACAUUAUUUUAAAUCCUGUCACAGGUCUGUUCAUAUCAGAAAUCCAAUAAUUCAGCACUCCACGUUCACUUCCUGUUGUCUCAGAUUCCUUUGUUACAUGGUCAGGGACAAAGUAGUUAAUGUUUUAAAAAAAAAAAAAUCAUUGGCCACUUGUUUUUAAUAAUAUUUUCUUUUUGUACAAACACAAUAUUAAACUCAGUUUUAUUUAUGAAAUUAAUGUUUUUAUUGAAAAGAACAUUUAUAUUGCAUAUACAAUUAGAUCAAGCCAUGAUAGCGAACAAACAUAGCACACUGACUAGACAGCAUUUAAUAACCCUCUUUCCAAGAAGCAAACCAACAAGUUAUUUAAGGUUAAAAGAAAAGACGCUGGUACACCUAGUUUCUGUUGAGCUCAUGUGAAGUGUUGAGGCAAACCAAGAGAAAAGAAACCCUGUAGGAUAUUCCUUUAUUAAUGUAUAAGAGUGGUGCAGUAUGGUAAGUUAUGUAAAAAAAAAAUUUUUUCCUCUACGAGAAUAUGGUGCAUAUGAGUGACAAAGCACCACUCUGGUCAAUUCCAGUUCAACUAAGACUAGAUUUGCUUAAUGCAUCCAAAAACCAGAACAAAGAAACACAGGCGCUUAUGUCCCCAAGUAUUGUUUUAUAAAAUGUCUACAGUACUGUAGUUGUUAGUAAAGUGAAAAAAAACUAGAGAAAGUGCAGGGUAAAUCAUCGCUAUUUCUUAAACCGUACCACAGUUACAUUUUCAGAAGUGCAAAACACACAAGACACUACAGUAGUUUAACUCUAGAAUCACGGCUCUCCCUCUUGCUGUGUACUUCGUACAUGUGUGCCUGCAGUUAUACCUGAAGCACCCUCCGCAUUGACCCUCUGUGACCCGCAUAUUCUUCUGCACUAAGUUUACAUGUCGCUCUCUGCAAAGACUCAAAUUAUACUGUGUUUAAAAUAGGGCUAAUGACCCUUGUUAAAGUGGUCAAUUCAGUCUCCGAUCAUGUAGAAAGAUACUGGCACCCUGCUCAGUUGUCGAUAGCUGUGAUCAACCGUAUGAGCAUGUCUGUUUUUAGGUAUGCCCCUCAACACCAUCAAAAAUGAACUGCAUAAGUGUAUGAUCCAAGGUGUGGCUAAAGUAUCUUUAUUAGGUUAUAUUAACUGUGUAACAUCAACAGGUUUUGGUUUUUUUUAAACAUAAAAAGGAAUGUUGCACUCAGACAAGAAACAGUACAUCCAACUUGCUGCAAACUCCAAGCAUUCUGUAUCCUCAGAACAAACACUUGGUAACUCAAUACGCUCCCACAGUGCAUGGCAUCACAGUAAAACAGGCCAAUUGAAAAAAAAAAAAAA
Molecule: messenger RNA, 3026 nt
Organism: Acipenser ruthenus (sterlet)
Lineage: Eukaryota; Metazoa; Chordata; Actinopteri; Acipenseriformes; Acipenseridae
Product: ion channel TACAN-like
Exons: 12
Coding region: 167-1177 (336 amino acids)
Biological process (GO): fat cell differentiation
Cellular component (GO): membrane
Source: RefSeq, a predicted model, not a curated record